CCCACACAGCUGAGGUCACCCGGCCCAGCCUCUUUUGCAACUUUCCCAAGUCUGUGCAUGAGCGGGAGAGGAGGAAAACUCAGAAGGAACUGGCUUGAUCUCAACAAACUCUUUUUUGCUCCCAAAGCCUUUUUCCUCUGACCCGGCUGAGACUGUUGAUCUAAGUGGAGACCUCUCAGAUUCAGCGAGAACGCCCACCUGUCCUCAGAGGCCGGAUGCUAAGCAGCCACAGCUGCUCUGAAGCCCCUCCAUGAAUCCCCGGAAGAAGGUGGAUUUGAAGCUCAUCAUCGUCGGAGCCCUAGGUGUAGGAAAGACCUCCCUCCUCCACCAAUAUGUGCACAAGACCUUUUUUGAGGAUUAUCAGACCACGCUAGGGGCCAGUAUCCUCUCCAAGAUUAUCAUACUGAAUGACACAACUUUGAAGCUACAGAUCUGGGACACAGGUGGCCAGGAGCGAUUCCGCUCCAUGGUGUCCACAUUCUACAAAGGCUCCGACGGCUGCAUCCUGGCUUUUGAUGUCACUGACCUGGAGUCCUUUGAAGCUCUGAAUACCUGGCGGGGUGAUGUUUUGGCCAAAAUCAUUCCAACGGAGCAGUCCUACCCCAUGGUGGCGCUGGGGAACAAGAUCGAUCUGGAAGACCGGCAGGUGCCACAGAAGGUAGCCCAGGACUGGUGUAAAGAGAAGAAUAUUCCCUACUUUGAAGUCAGUGCCAAGAAUGAUAUCAACGUGGUACAAGCCUUCGAGAUGCUGGCCAGCCGAGCUCUGUCCAGGUAUCGGAACACAGAGAACUACCUCACAGACUCCAUCAAGCUCUCGCCAGAGGACCAGACCAGGAGAAGAUGCUGCUGACCUCCCAGCCUCCCUCUCUGGACACCAGAGACUCGGCGCGCCCUGGGCCUGGUCAUCCCGGCCUCCAACAGCUGCAUCGCCCGCCCAGGCUCGUCCCAGGUGCUGUGGCUGAGCCCUGGGCCCCUUGUGUCUGUGCUGGACCCAGAAUCAGAGGGCGACCCCUCCCUUGGGCUGAGCUGAGAGAAGUGAGCACAGGGCUGGGUCCUGGGAAUCCUGAUGAGACUCAAUGUCACUGUGAAAUCCUGGCCUGGAGGCGUCACCAUUUCCUCACUGGCUCAGCUUUCCUGCCCCCUCCCCCCACCCCCCCAACACGCUCCUGCUCCAGAGGCUCAUCUCUGCAGACAGACGGGCCGCUGUCCGGGAGCCCUGUGCACUCCCAGCCAGCGCCACCCACAAGGCCACUGCUCAGCUCAGGACAAGGGGGCAACUCAGCCUCCCUCGGUAACCAGGGCCAGGAAGUGAUGGUCUGGGACCUCACAUAGGGGCCUGCCUCAUCCCGCCGCACAGCUGUCCAGUCCCGGGACACCCUCUGUCCCCUCCAGAGUAUAGGACUGAGGAGCCCAGGAAAAGCCACCAGGGACGGGCUCAUUCCCCCUUGUUGGGUGCUCUCUGAGCCUCAGCCUAUUCAUCUGUCAAAUGGGGGUGGCAUACGCCCCACCCACCUCAGAGUGUGGUUUUGAGGACCAGAGCUCUGCCUACAACGCAGUUACUCUUGUUGACAUGCAUUUAUUUAUUCCUCCAACAAGUCGUUUUGACUCUCUACUACCUGUGAUGCACUGAGAUCCACUGACACGCGAAACAGACAAGGAGCCCAUAGGGAGAGGGGCAAUAGACAGAGAAUUUACAGAGAAGUGGUCCAGGAGGGUUCCCUGAGGAGGUAAAAUUUGGCGUGAGGGCUAGAGAAUGAGAAAGGGGCUGCCCCCUGAGAUCUGGACGGAGAACAUUCCAGAGAGAGAGAGCAGCAAGGGCCACGGCCCAAGGUGAGGAUGAGCUUGCUGUGUACUAGCAACAGUGAAAGGACAUUCAUUCACCUGAGCACUCACAGCUGCUGUCCCUGGGCCCGUGAAGGGAGCCCCGCCUCCUGGGUGGUUCCUUGAGCCUCUGCUGACUGGCCACCAGAGGGCAGCAGUGCUCUCUCGUUCAGGCUGAGCGGAAAGGGGACGCUCCAAGGACGCUCUGGGUAGGUCAGCGCUUCAAGAUUCCUGGGGCCGGAGAAUCCCAGUUCCUUACGCUUAGUAAGAAGUGGGCAAAACUGCAACAUCGGUGAUUCAAGCAAGAAACCCACAUCAGUGACCAGUGCUAGAAUGAGGGGCCCCCAGAGCUCAUGGAUUCUCUGUCCCUACAGAGUCUAAGGCCAUAGUCUUUCCUCUGGCUGCAGAGAGUAGACAGGGCUCACUCCAAGGGGGUGGCCAGGACGACCUCAUGGCCACAGAAGUCUCCUGUCUACACAGAGGUAUCCUUCCUGGGCCGCAAGCAGAGCUGGCGACCUUAGUCUAUGACUUCUGAGUGUCCCCUGACCCUGAAGAGGCAGGGGGUGGGGGCGGUCAGGGAGGGAGUCAGGAGCCCCUUCUCCCCUCCCCAGCUGUGGAGUGAAAACUGGCUUGUUCUGGGCAGUAGCAUGGACCCGGCACGGGGGCCAGUGGCCUGGAGCCCAGCUGUGUCCGAGUCUUUCCCGGGCUGGCAUUCUGCACCCUGCUCGGCUCUC
This is a messenger RNA of Myotis brandtii (Brandt's bat), 2555 nucleotides long. It is a transcript of the gene RAB7B, whose product is annotated as RAB7B, member RAS oncogene family. Bases 251 to 850 code for a protein of 199 amino acids. Gene Ontology annotation, biological process: phagosome-lysosome fusion; endosome to lysosome transport. Lineage: Eukaryota; Metazoa; Chordata; Mammalia; Chiroptera; Vespertilionidae. Gene Ontology annotation, molecular function: GTP binding; GTPase activity. The transcript has 7 exons. The record is from RefSeq and is a predicted model, not a curated record. Gene Ontology annotation, cellular component: lysosome; late endosome; phagocytic vesicle.